Manihot esculenta (cassava) is the source of this 2366-nucleotide messenger RNA. RefSeq names its product casein kinase 1-like protein 1. The transcript has 14 exons. Lineage: Eukaryota; Viridiplantae; Streptophyta; Magnoliopsida; Malpighiales; Euphorbiaceae. Gene Ontology annotation, molecular function: ATP binding; protein serine/threonine kinase activity. Gene Ontology annotation, cellular component: cytoplasm; nucleus. Gene Ontology annotation, biological process: signal transduction; peptidyl-serine phosphorylation; endocytosis. The record is from RefSeq and is a predicted model, not a curated record. The coding region runs from base 506 to 1930 and encodes 474 amino acids.
AGCACACACGACCAUUGCCGUUGUUGGCUGUCCUUUGCUUCGGUUCCAUCUGAUUAAAACUAUGCAAGAAAACAAAGAGAGAUAACAACUCUAGUUUCUGUAAGGAGAGAGAAAGAUGAUAAUACCUGCAGAGACCUUCUGCUUCCAAUUUUUUAUUUUCCAUUUUAUCUGUAAUUAACCUAACCCUAGAUUAGGAUUUUCCCUCUUUUUUUUUCUUUUUUUUUUUAAAAAUUUUUGAUUUUAUAAUCUUCGGACUCACGAAUUGAUAGAUCUUAAUUCUAUUUUCUCUGUUCUUUUUUCCCACUACUCGUUUUGGUUUUCUUCGUUUCCGUUCGACCUUUUCAAUUUGUCGUUGCGGUUGAUUCGUGUGUACAGUGUCUUUUUUUUCCACGGCAUUAUUUUUAUUUUUUCACAUUUUUUAAUAAUUUUUUUCGGGGAGUAGUGGAAUUAGGGUUUGUAUUGUAGCUAGGGGGUUUCAAUUUUUGGGUUUCUGUGGAUUUUGUUGAUGGAGCCGCGUGUUGGUAAUAAGUUUCGGCUCGGUCGAAAGAUCGGCAGCGGGUCGUUUGGGGAGAUCUAUCUUGGAACUAAUAUCCAGACAAAUGAAGAGGUCGCCAUUAAGCUUGAAACUGUCAAGACAAAGCAUCCCCAAUUGCUGUACGAAUCAAAGUUAUACAGAAUCCUUCAAGGAGGAACUGGGAUUCCAAAUGUGAGAUGGUUUGGAGUUGAGGGAGACUAUAAUGUUCUUGUUAUGGAUUUGCUUGGACCUAGUCUUGAAGAUCUAUUUAAUUUCUGUAGUAGGAAACUCUCUUUGAAGUCGGUUCUUAUGCUUGCUGAUCAGAUGAUCAAUCGUGUUGAGUUUGUUCAUUCAAAAUCAUUUCUUCAUCGAGAUAUUAAGCCAGACAAUUUUCUCAUGGGCUUGGGAAGACGUGCUAAUCAGGUAUACAUGAUUGACUUUGGUUUGGCAAAGAAAUACAGAGAUAGUUCUACCCAUCAACACAUACCUUACAGGGAAAAUAAAAAUUUGACUGGAACUGCCAGAUAUGCAAGUAUGAACACUCACCUGGGAAUUGAGCAAAGCCGGAGGGAUGAUUUAGAGUCUUUGGGUUAUGUUCUUAUGUACUUCCUGAGAGGAAGCCUUCCUUGGCAAGGACUGAAAGCGGGAACAAAGAAACAGAAGUAUGAGAAAAUUAGUGAAAAGAAGGUCUCUACUUCAAUUGAGGCCUUAUGUAGGGGUUAUCCAACUGAAUUUGCUUCCUUCUUCCAUUACUGCCGUUCAUUACGAUUUGAUGAUAAGCCAGAUUAUGCUUACCUGAAAAGAAUAUUUCGCGAUCUCUUUAUUCGAGAAGGCUUCCAGUUUGAUUACGUUUUUGACUGGACAAUAUUAAAGUAUCAGCAAUCACAGUUGGCUAAUGCUCCAGCUCGUGCCCUUGGCCCUGGAGUUGGAACUAGUUCUGGAAUGCCCCCUGCUAUUGUCGGUGCAGAUAGACAGACAGGUGGGGAAGAUUCACGACAGGCUGGGCAAUCAAUGGAUGCUGCUCGCCGUAGACUUUCAGGGCCUAUCCUAAGUUCAGGGGGUCAGGCAAAGCAGAAGAGCCCAGUUGCCAAUGAUUCUCCAAUUAGUAAGGACCCUCUGUUGCCAAGCUCUACUCUCUUGGGGCGAUCAAGCCGAUCCUCGAGGCAACCUGCUGUUUCCACCAGUCGUGACAUAUUUGUUGGAAGUGAAGCUGAUCCCCAACACUCACGCACAACUGAUGCAAGCCCGGGAACCAUGAACAAAAUUUCAAGUACCCAGAGGAGUCCUCUUGGUUCUGCAGCAGACCCCAGACGUUCCUCAUCAACUAGAAAUGCCACGCACAUGAAGACCUACGAAUCUGCCAUUAAGGGAAUUGAGGGGCUGAAUUUUGACAGUGAUGAGAAGGUUCAUUAUUAGGUGCCGGGCCUGUGUACCUUUGUAAAUCAUGAAUUUGUUGGUGUGCUGUCGCAUUUGCAAGUGGACUAUUUUGUCUCAUGGAGUUCAAGAGUUCUGGAACUUGUGCUUAGAACCCUUGUAACUCGUGGAUUUCAUUUUGCACACUCAAGAUGUCAGCUAAUUUCGCAGGAAACAGUCCUGAAAAGCUGAAGGUCUCAAAUUUUAGAAGGCUUCAUAUACAGACGCUGGGUCUGUUAAUACGGUACCCCCCUUUUUCUUUUUUUCUUUUCAACAAAAAAAAAAAAAACCGUGUUUUAUAAGUAGCUCAACGAUUUCAGUUCAUCUAAGCGAUCAUUUUUUAUUCAGAAGUUUGAAACUUGAAGCCAUUGUAAAUUGGGCGUUGUAUCAUAUUACUGUUUAGCUUUCUUGAAGAUUGAAGAACAAAUAUUUUAUGUCC